GCCCUACUCGGCUACUCCUAUCCUAUCAUCAUUCAUGAGAUUCCGAUAAGUGGUCCUUAUAUUCUAUCUUGGGAUAUUCGAUCAGCGGAUAUUGUAGCAAAUUUUGCAUUGCCUCGUGCCUAUCAGUGCUAGACAACUAUUUGGACUUGUGGAAUUUGGAGUUCCAUGAGCAAACAGCUGUCCAAUUCUGGUAAACAUUUGUCACGGCAGUGCCGGAUUCCUCAUCUUCAUCUUCUUUAUCUCCCUUUUCCCUCUUUGGCUGGUUGAUUUGAACUGAACUAUUAUAAUGUCUGUGGCGACUCUCCCUCUAAGUUUAGGUCCUCUUUUCUCUUCUAGUUCUACAUCUAAGACAGACAGCUCAAAGGACACACACCCAUCUCCCCUCUCCCUCUUGCCCAAAUGCAGCUCCCUGAGAGAACUGAGGCAAAUCCAUGCCGCUACAAUAAAAUCCCACCUCCAGCACGACCUCUCCGUCAUCACCAAGCUCAUCAAUUUCUGCACCCUUAAUCCCUCUACAACCAUGGAUUACGCCCAGCACCUCUUCGACCAAAUUCCCGAACCAGAUAUUGUCCUCUUCAAUACCAUGGCUCGUGGGUACGCUAGAACAGGCACAUCCAUUCGAGCCGUGGCCCUUUUCGUUCACAUUCUUAGGUCGGGUCUUCUCCCGGAUGACUACACUUUUCCUUCUCUUCUCAAGGCAUGUGCCAACUCUAAAUCCUUGGAAGAAGGCAAACAAAUCCACUGCCUUGCUAUAAAGCUUGGGUUUUAUCGUAACAUCUAUGUCCAUCCCACUCUUAUUAACAUGUACACGGAGUGCGGCGAUGUGCUUGCAGCUCGCCGAAUCUUUGACAGGAUUCUAAAACCGUGCGUUGUCACCUACAAUGCCAUGAUCACAGGUUAUGUUAGGAAUAGUCGACCAAACGAAGCAUUGUCCUUGUUUAGAGAACUGCAAGCAAGUAAUCUCAAGCCCACGGAUGUAACAAUGCUCAGCAUACUUUUAUCAUGUGCUUUGUUAGGCGCUCUGGAAUUAGGAAAGUGGAUAGAUGACUAUAUCAAAAGGAAUGGGUUCAAUGAAUACGUGAAGGUCAACACCGCCCUUAUUGACAUGUUUGCCAAGUGCGGCAGCUUGGAGGAUGCUGUUUCUGUGUUUGAGAAUAUGCGAUAUAGAGAUACGCAAGCGUGGUCAACAAUGAUCGUGGCUUAUGCUAUUCAUGGGCAUGGUAAUAAAGCCAUAUCCAUGUUUGAGGAGAUGAAAAGCGCAGGAGUUCAACCAGAUGAAGUUACAUUUCUUGGUAUCUUAUACGCGUGUAGUCAUACAGGUUUGGUGGAGGAAGGUUACAAAUAUUUCCGUGCCAUGAAUGGUCUUUAUGGUGUUGCUCCAGGGAUCAAACAUUAUGGUUGUAUGGUGGAUUUGCUAGGCCGAGCUGGACGACUGGAAGAGGCUUACCAGUUCAUUGAGGGUUUGCCAAUCAAGCCCACGCCCAUACUCUGGCGAACAUUGUUAUCUUCCUGUAGCAGCCAUGGCAAUGUAGAGUUGGGCAAGCGCGUGAUCAAGCGUAUUUUCGAAUUAGACGACUCACAUGGUGGGGACUAUGUGAUUUUAUCAAACAUGUGUGCAAGAGCAGGGAGAUGGGAGGAUGUAAAUUAUGUGAGGAAGUUGAUGAAAGACAGGGGAGUCACCAAGGUACCUGGGUGUAGCUCGGUUGAGGUGGACAAUGUGGUGCAUGAAUUCUUCUCAGGGGAUGGGAAACAUCCCGAAUCUAGAGGGUUGUAUAGGGUACUGGAUGAGUUGGUUGAAGAAUUGAAGAUGGUUGGAUAUGUGCCUGAUACCUCUCUGGUGUUUCACGCAGAUAUGACAGAGAAAGAAAAAGAAGCUACUCUUAGAUAUCACAGUGAGAAGUUGGCAAUUGCCUUUGGUCUAAUAAACACUCCCCCGAGAACAACCAUACGAGUGGUGAAGAACCUUCGUGUUUGUGGGGAUUGCCAUUCUGCUGCAAAAUUUAUAUCCAUGAUCUUCAAUAGAGAAAUAAUUCUCCGAGACCUCCACCGCUUCCAUCAUUUUAAGCAAGGAAAGUGCUCUUGUGGGGAUUUUUGGUAAUAUAAAAUUUCAUUAUAGAAUGUACAUUCUGUUGUUGAUAUAAUACCUACAGCUACAGUUUGUGUGAUUUUUUCUGUAAGCAAGGGCAUUACCAUGGUCCAUGGCAAAUUAUUAUGGAUAUUACAAUUGCA
Nelumbo nucifera (sacred lotus) is the source of this 2229-nucleotide messenger RNA. RefSeq names its product Pentatricopeptide repeat (PPR) superfamily protein (gene OTP85). The record is from RefSeq and is a predicted model, not a curated record. Gene Ontology annotation, biological process: RNA modification. Gene Ontology annotation, molecular function: zinc ion binding; protein binding; RNA binding. Lineage: Eukaryota; Viridiplantae; Streptophyta; Magnoliopsida; Proteales; Nelumbonaceae.